AUGUCAUUUCGAGGUCGAGGUGGUGAUGGUCGAGGAUUUGGGAGUUUUAGACAUGGCGGACGCAGAGGAAAUCGAGGCGGGAGUAAUCGCAAUAGUGGCUUUGAUCAAGGUCCUCCGGAACAAGUGACUGAAAUAGGAUAUUUCACGCAUACGUGUGAAGACGAUAUCGUAUGUCACAACACAUCAGGCAAAAUUCCUUACUUCAACGCUGCAAUAUUUUUCGAAAACAAAGAGCAAAUUGGCAAAGUUGAUGAAAUCUUCGGUGGUAUCAAGGACAACGGAUUUACUGUGAAACUGCAAAAUGGUAUUAAAGCUUCCUCUUUCAAAGAAGCACAAAAGGUGUACAUUGAUUCAGGAAGACUUUUACCAAUUGACCGGUUUUUGCCGAAUGGUGCAAGUAAACGAGGAAAAGGACAAGUACGUGGUAAUGGACGGGGUGGUCGUGUUGGUGGUGGCAAUGAUCGAAAUAAAUUUCAUGGUCGGGGAGGAAGCACGUUCAGUCGAGGCAGUGGAGGCGAUCGAGGUGGUGGAGGUGGUCGAGGCGGUUUUAGAGGUAGUGGUCGUGGAAAUUUCAGAGGUGGUGGAGAGUGGAGUGGUCGAGGCAGUGGUUAUCGAGGAAGUGGGGGCAGUUUCCGAGGGAAAGGACGAGGGGUUGAUCUUGGCAAUAAACGAAGUUUUGGUGGACGUUCAGAAAUAAUCCAAAAUAAAAGGAUGAAAUUUGAUGACUAG
Molecule: messenger RNA, 729 nt
Organism: Acanthocheilonema viteae
Lineage: Eukaryota; Metazoa; Nematoda; Chromadorea; Rhabditida; Onchocercidae
Source: the annotation of a GenBank genome assembly